Molecule: messenger RNA, 5429 nt
Organism: Zonotrichia albicollis (white-throated sparrow)
Lineage: Eukaryota; Metazoa; Chordata; Aves; Passeriformes; Passerellidae
Source: RefSeq, a predicted model, not a curated record
GGGCCUGAAAGUGUCCCAGUGCUCCUGGAGCUCUGGCAGCCUUGGGGCCAUGCCCAUUCCCUGGGGAGCCUGUUCCAAGGUGAGUGUGUUUAAGAUGGGAUGUGUUUGAAACUGCAGAAUGUGAAGUGGGGCAAUUUCUCCCAACUUGUGUCUGUUCAGGAAAUGGGAUACAGGUGACAGGGCUUGGGACAGAUGGAGGAAACAUUUUGCUUAGCUACAGAUCCCAAAAUUAGAUCUACAAACAGCUUUAUAUAAUUUUUAUUCAAACUCUUAAGGGUUUGAGGUUUUUCUCAUGGGAUAAGCAGUUCCUUUUCUGUUGGCAAAAACUGAGGGCAUGUGGCACUCAUGUGGGGUAGGCUCCCUUGUCAGAUUGAACUUUAAAACCUCUUUCAAACUAAACAUUGCCUCUUUUUUCCUACUCUUUGCUUAACCUUCGGUAGCUGGUCAUCAGCCUUUGGCCUUAGCAUCCUACUCCCCUCCCACCAUCCCCUGCUGCUGUCUCAGCUCUGUUUGAGCACAGAAAUCCAGUGAGGAAACUGCUUUGGGCUCAAGCAAGGCUGUUCUCUCAAAAAUUUGCAUUUACCUCCUAAAAGCAGAAGGCUUGGAGGUACAAGAGGCAGGUAAGGAAAACAGAUUGCACACAUCUUUCAUUGUUAAUUAAUUCCUUGAAACAGCUUCUUUUCCCUUAGUAGGAGCCAUUGAAUUUUAGCUGCUGCCAGAGUGGCUUUUUGCUCUAUUAGAGAGAGUUCUCCCACCCUAGGUGUCAUGAAGGCUGGCAUUCUAAAUUGUCAGGCUUGGCUUAUCCCCAGCCUGCAGCAGGUGUGGUGUGGAGAGCAGUUAAUGAAGUCAGGAAGCCCUGAGUAAUUGCUGGCUGCAAAAGAGCACUGCUGGUUUGCUUUGGAGUCAGGUGUUGGGGUGUGAGGCAGUGGGGAAGGUUUCUCAAGAGCCUAAAUGAAUCUCAAAAUGGUUUGAGCUAUUGUACAUUAGCUGGACUGUGUAGCACAGUGCUUGGCUGCUGUGGGACAUUCCCACCACUACCAGUAGCCCCAGCAGGUUCAGUAGGGUGGGUGCUGGGGGUCUGUAAGGCCAGUUAUUCAUCCUGUCCUGCAGCCAUGGAAGAGUGGGAUGGAAAUGGUGUGUGCUGGUGAGAGCCCAGCCAUGUUGCACAGCAGCCAAGAGAUCAGGGAGUUUCUCCAUGCUUUCCCAGAGCCUUCUGAUUUGAGCUGAAUCAGCAACUUGUUUCUUGGCUUUCUGCACUUUUUGUUGCUUCACCCUUGUAAGAACCUUUUCUAAUUUCUGCAUUCCCCCUGCCAGUAAUCCUUUUCAGGCAGUGCUGUUGUGGGACUACUUUUGGCAUCCUUCCAGAUUGACACAUGGAGUACAUGUCAGUGCUGCAGAGGAAAAGGGAACAUUGAAGAGCUGUGGGGGGAGGACGAGUGGGUUUUGGCCAAAUUUUAUGACAAAGAACUGGUCAAAGAAACAGCAGGGGCUCUUGCCUGUAAGAGACAAGAUUGGAUGUGUCAGAGGCUGGGUCAACCUUAAUGGAUGGUAAAGUAGAUUGAAGGUGUUAGCAUGAAGUCCUGUAUCUUCCCUGAACUGAUGGAGUCAGGGCUUCACUGCAGAGUAAAAACAGGGAGUCUUUCUCAUUUAAUGAGGACAGGGUGAGGAUGGAGGUGCCCUCCCCACUUAUGUGCUUUGGCCUUUAAGUAUGAAAUUAGAUGAGCAGCACUUGGUGUGAUGGCAAACCCCAUGAGCUGCUUCUGGCUUGGCUGAGGCAGGUGUUUGUCCUGUACAGACAGGGUCAGGACAUGGCUUUCCCUGGAGGGUGAGUGGAGUGACAGGCCAGGGACCAUGGUGAGGUUGUCCUUUCCAUGGUGGGACUGCCACAAGUGUGUCAGUGCUGCUGGAGCUGCAGGACCAAGUGUGGGUGAGGGAGGGCUGCUGCAGGCAGUGGAGGGCUCUGCUCCUGGCCCCAGGAUUGCACGCUCUGGAGCGUGUCUGGCUUUUGCCGGCUGACUUUUCCUGUGGGAUUGAAAGGUUCGGAAGCACAGCACUUCCUGGAGUAUUUUCAAUUGUCUUAAUAUUUUUCUUUCUCUUGGCCUGGGUGGUGUUUUUUGUUUUUAAUUGGUUAACUUCCCUCCCUUUUUAGGUUUUUUUUUCCCCUUUGUGGUGUUGCAUCUGUCCUAAACCUUUCGCAAGAUGAUCUCUGUGUCAUUACCAGCGAGAGCUGUGGCCAUGACACAGAUGUAGGAGAUCUCUGGGGCCUGAGAUCUCCCCUUGUUUUGCUGUGCUAUCAGCCUUGGGCUCCAGACAGUCUUGAUGCCAGAUGAGGUAGUUUCUGCUUUUGCAGAGGAACAGAUGAAGUCAUUGGCCUAGAGCCCAGGGAGGGUGUUGUGGAAGAACCCAGAGGUCUCCUUCAUCCCAGAUCAGCCUUUGAGCCUGCUCCCAUUUUCCUCCAGCAGGUGCUGGCCCACCAGCAGUGGAAGAUCACAGACAUGGAGGUCACCAGUGCUAAAUGCAGGUGACUUCUAAUUUAGUUUCUCAGAAGGCAAUGCUUGGUAGCCAUGGCAGUGAGUAUGUGGAGGCAGGCAGAGACUUACCUAACUUAGACACACGUUUGGAAAAGUGCCCUGUAGCAGGCAAGACCUGGGCAGGCUGCCAGCCCCUCCCAGUAGUUGUUUCCCAAACUGUGGCUGUGGUGCUUGAGCUUCCUCCCAUGGGGUACAUACACAAAGCAGUCAUGCAAAGGGCAACUUAGAACCACAGCAUGCAGGCCCUGGGAUGCCUCAUGAGGCCUUGCUGCCAGAGCUGGUGGGAGAUGGGAUUUAGGAGGAAGUUGUUCCCUGUGAGGGUGUGAGGCCCUGGCACAGGGUGCCCAGAGAAGCUGUGGCUGCCCCAUCCCUGGAUGUGUCUGAGGUCGGGCAGGGCUUGGAACAACCUGGUCUAGCAAAGGUGUCCUUUCCUAUGGCAGGGGUGCAACCAGAUGAUAUUUAAGGUUCCUUUUAACUGAAACCAUUCUGAAGUUCAGUGUUCUUUAGCAAAGGGGAAAAUAUAAAUUAUCUCUCUCUGGCUGGAAGAUUUUCUGAGAACUGCUUUUGCUGGAACACAGUAAUUCCCGUUAGCCUGCACUCUUUAGGUACCAAGUACAACCAGUUUGCAUUGAGGUGCUAUGAACUUUGGACAGGAGUUGGUAUGAUGUACCAGCUGCACCAUACAUGCUUAUAAAGUACAUUUUUUGGGAAUUAGAGAUGCUCAGUCCACGGAGGGACCAAGUUCCUUGGAGGCCUUUUCCUUAUCACCUUUUUUCUCUGCCAUAUUAUCUCCUACAUCAAUAACUGUUAAGUUCUGUAGAGCUGAGGUGAGCCUGGCAGGGUCCUUACACUGUAGUCACCUCACUGGCCAAUGGGGAGGACUCACAAGUUCAAAUGAUCCAUUUUGGUACAAACUUGUCAGGGCUGAGCCUGCUGCUUAAAAAAGAGGGGCCCCAGGUCACUAGAAAAACACUGAUUUCAGUAUAUUGCUUCUAAAAGCAUUGUGUGCUCACAGGCAAGCCUGUCCUCCUGCUGUCUGUCUGUCCUUGCUUGUCCUGCAGGUGCAAGGCAAAAGGAUGACUGAGGGGGCUGUGGGGCUGCUGUCACUGUGGUGCUGGCUGCAAGGGGCCCAGGGCCGUGGAACAGCACAGGUUUCACAGACAGGCCGUGUGUCUGAGCCCUCUCUCUGGUUCCAGGACAAUGCAUCUCCUCGUGCUGUGCCUGCUCAGUGUCUGGGGGCUGGCUGCCCCUGAGCACUACGCUGUGGAGGACAUCUGCACCGCCAAACCCCGUGACAUCCCCGUCAACCCCAUCUGCAUCUACCGCAACCCCGACAAGAAACCCCAGGAGGGAGAGGGGCAGGAACCAGCCAAGGACAAGCUCCCAGAGUCCACCAACCCCCGGGUGUGGGAGCUGUCCAAGGCCAACUCUCGGUUUGCUGUCGUCUUCUACAAGUACCUGGCUGACUCCAAGGACAGUGGGGAAAAUAUCUUCAUGUCUCCCCUCAGCAUUUCCACGGCCUUUGCCAUGACCAAGCUCGGAGCCUGUGGCAGCACCCUCCAGCAGCUCAUGGAGGUCUUUCGAUUUGACACCAUCUCAGAGAAGACAUCAGAUCAGAUCCAUUUCUUCUUUGCCAAGCUGAACUGCCGCCUGUACAAGAAAGCAAACAAAUCCUCAGAGCUGGUGUCAGCCAACCGUCUCUUUGGGGAGAAAUCUUUGGUCUUUAAUGAGACUUACCAGAACAUCAGUGAAAUUGUUUAUGGAGCAAAACUCUGGCCCUUGAACUUCAAAGAGAAGCCAGAACUUUCCAGGCAGAUCAUAAAUGAGUGGGUGGCUAACAAGACAGAGAAGCGCAUUACAGAAGUGAUCCCGGAAAGUGGUAUUGAUGAUCUCACUGUCUUGGUCCUGGUCAACACCAUUUAUUUUAAGGGGCACUGGAAAUCACAGUUCCCACCUCCAAACACAAAACUGGAUGUAUUUCAUAAAGCCAAUGGUGAGACCUGCCAAGUCCCAACUAUGUACCAGGAGUCCAAAUUCCACUAUGCAUUCAUUGACCAGGACAAGGUCCAGGUGCUGGAGCUGCCUUACAAAGGGGAUGACAUCACGAUGCUGCUAGUCCUGCCCAGUGCUGGGACGCCACUGGAGGAGGUGGAGCGAAAGCUGACCUCAGAGAGGCUGCAGGGCUGGAUUGAUUCCAUGAAGGAGAUGUCUCUCUUUGUCUACCUGCCUCGCUUCCGCAUCGAGGACAGCUUCAGCCUCAAGGAGAAGCUGAGGAAAAUGGGACUGGAAGAUCUCUUCAGUCCAGAAAAUGCCAGACUCCCAGGUAUCAUUGCAGAGGGCCGCACAGACCUGUACGUGUCUGAGGCUUUCCACAAAGCCUUCCUUGAGGUGAAUGAAGAAGGCAGUGAGGCCUCAGCUGCUACAGCUGUCACCAUCUCUGGCCGUUCCUUCCCUCUGAACAGAAAAAUCUUCAAUGCCAACAGGCCCUUCCUGCUUUUCAUCCGGGAAGCUGCCCUCAACACCAUCAUCUUCAUGGGCAGGAUAGCUGAUCCCUGCUCCUAAAGGGGCUGGUAGGGCCUCACUUCUCCCUCCUCUGCCUCAGGAAAGGGAGGUGGGGUAUUGCCACUAAGUGUGGGCUGCUCCUGGGGUGCUUGGUCUUGCUGUUUGGUGCCAGCUGCAGGGAGGGACUGCGUCCAGCUGGGCUGUCCCUGCUCCUCCCUGCCAUGUCAGUGAGGGGGCUCAUAGGUCACCUCACUGUCCUCUCCUUUGUGGCAAGGAAAGCUGAAUUUCCUCUGGUACUGGUAUUUUUGUGGCACCCAAGUCCAGCAUUGCUGUCCUUCCUGUGCCCAACCCUCUGUAACUCUGAUCACUUGGUUCAUUAAAACCUAUAGAUCUAUA